GUCUUGUAGAGGCUGGAAUUUCUUGGUGACGCUGUUUUGGACUAUGUCAUCACGAUGCAUUUUUAUAAUACAUAUCCUGGGAUGUCGCCGGAAAAGUUAACUGACAUGAGGUCUGCUUCUGUCAACAACGAUUGUUAUGCUUUGUCUGCCGUCAAGGCUGGAUUACAGAAGCACAUUCUUUAUACGUCACACCAGCUGCACAAGGAAAUAGCUAACACCAUAAUCAAUUUUGAGAAGCUGUCUUCAGAGUCUACAUUCGGAUGGGAGUCAGAGACAUCUUUUCCGAAGGUACUUGGAGAUGUUAUAGAGUCACUUGCUGGUGCAAUUUUUGUUGAUUCUGGAUACGACAAGGAACUUGUCUUUCAGAGUAUAAGGCCUCUAUUAGAGCCCUUGAUAACACCUGAAACUGUCAAGCUUCACCCGGCGAAAGAACUGAAUGAACUUUGCCAAAAAAUGCAUUUUGAUAUGAAGAAACCCGUCAAGUCCCGCGAAAACGGUGUGUCUUCCAUAACAAUAGAGGUUGAAGCAAAUGGAGUCACAUACAGGCACACUUCAAACGUUUCGGAUAAGAAAAUAGGAAAGAAAGUUGCCUGCAAAGAAGUUCUCGAGGCCCUGAAACGAGCCCUGAGCUUGAAGUAGAAA
This is a messenger RNA of Morus notabilis, 642 nucleotides long. Its product is annotated as endoribonuclease Dicer homolog 2-like. Gene Ontology annotation, molecular function: RNA binding; ribonuclease III activity. The transcript is spliced from 2 exons. The record is from RefSeq and is a predicted model, not a curated record. Gene Ontology annotation, cellular component: cytoplasm; nucleus. NCBI's taxonomy places the organism in Eukaryota, Viridiplantae, Streptophyta, Magnoliopsida, Rosales, Moraceae. Gene Ontology annotation, biological process: siRNA processing. Bases 55 to 639 code for a protein of 194 amino acids.